GCAGACGACAACAGAACCGUAUCGCAUCGAAGGCGAGCGCUCCGCUGCGUAGUCGUGUGUAGUUGUACACGGAUUUGCUGUUCCUACCUGGCGUGGGCGACAAAUUGAAGCAUCUCUACUUUUUCGUUGGUGUUAUUGUGGUCCCUUGGCACGUCUGCCUCCUAUUUUGGCGAAGUGUCGUGGGUGCGUCUGACGGAACGCGUUUCGAAGCCUGCCUCUGGACCGGUGUUCGCGCAACCCGGAGGUGCUGCGCAGUUUAGGUUUGCUGGAGGUGAGCGUGGGGGGCCUAACCGUCGCCUGCUGAUGUCAUCCCAAACGCGACCGAUGCGGCACGAACGGUAGCGCGCGGUAGUUCUCAUCUCAGACCGAAACAGCCGUUUCUGACAGAGCAACGCCAGAAGAGAACUUGCUUCCACGCUUCGUCGCUUCGAGCAACACUACCGCGUUUCUUCGACCAGCCUGGCUUUUGUCUCUGCUAAGUGUUUGAGCGAGUGACGCCUGUCAAUUUCGACGUCCGAGUCAAGAACGUCUGCUUAGUGUCGUCUAGUCGCCCGUGAACGGGAGUGUGUGUUCUCUCAUCUCGCUUCUGGGGACUUCACGCUCCAAGGAUUGCGGUUUACGGCGCAAGGAGGUGAAACGAACGAAGAGCCAUGUCCUCGCUGUUCACGAGCAGCCGGCUGUCGGACGAGCUGGAUGACCUUCGUAGUAGGCUUAACGACCAGUACUCGCGGCUGGACCGCGAGUACCGGUGCUACGAGAACAGGUACCACGACAUCCGGCGCCGGCUCUUCGACGGCAGUCCCCUGAAGCCCUCCGUCUGGACCUCCCUCACUAACGACUCCGAACGCUUCUGUCUCCGGCUGGAUGUUGGCCACUUCGACAGUGAGGACCUCGAGGUCAAGACAGUCGACAACCAGGUGGUGAUCCACGGCAAGCAUGGAGACCGCACCGACGAGCUUGGGGUAAUCUCGCGCGAGUUCACGCGCAAGUGCACCUUGCCCAAGGACGUGCAGCCCGAGGCGGUCAAGUGUUCCAUCACCUCGGACGGUUUCCUCAUCAUCGAGGCGCCCAAGCGCAGUGACAAGCCUCACGGCCAGGAACGGGUGGUGCCCAUCACGGUGGUCGACGGCUCCACCAACGCUGCCACCACCAGCACCGGCACCAACCACCACACUAGCGCUCCAGGGCCGUCCGGCAAGAAGACCGUGACGACGACCACGACCAUGAGCUCCGGAGGCACGGGAGGGACCGAAAGCCGGACAUCAUCGAGCACGCACACGGUGACGACCACGUCGUCCAAGUCGUCUUUCCUUAAGAACGGCAUGGGACCCGGCGUGAGCACUGGCGCUAUCAGCAAGGUCAAGUAGAGGAAUACCAACCCCGGUCACGGCAGAUCUUGCCAAGGUACCACCGUGGUGAUUGAACUGAUGCCUGGCUUUUUGAUCGGGCUGUUGGAUUUCCUAGACGUCGCUUUGUCACUUCGCUGAUUUCUGUGUUGUCGAAUGCGCCUCUCAAAAUUUAGACACGCUGAAGUUUAGGUUCUAUUACGGCUUCGCACACGGAAUGCUACCUGUCUCCGCUGGUUUUAUAUUUUGUUCUAGUCUGUAAGAGUUUAACGUUGACCUUACGAUUGCCUUUGUUAUGAGGCUCCAUGUACGCUUGCAGUUUUCCGAUGCGUUUGGUUGAUCAUACUCUCGUGAUAGAGUGUCUCACGGAAGAAUAACUUUACAAGGCAAAAGAAGACCACCAAAACACAGUCAUGAUGAUUAGUUUCUAUAGAUAAAAUAUAUUGCCGGAAUUAAACUGUAAGAAAUUCAACUUCGAAGUGAUCCCGAUUUGAGGUUGUUGGUAAAGCUCGAGUAUAAAAAUCAGCGCGAAAAGCGGAUACAAUAAAGACAGACCGCACAGCACCUGUAGUCUGUCUUUGUUGAGUAUUCUGGCGUUAUUUGCAGCAUUUUAGGAAAUCCAAGAACACGCAAGCGGUGAUGCUGGCACGACUGCCCAUGUGACAUGCCAGAAAGGCAGUUAUAACACGCGUUAGAGAUAAAUCAAGGAUUGAAUUGUUUAAGUUGUGUGUUUGUUGGGCUUAAGUGGUUGUAAGCCACUGCUUCAAAAACCCUGCCCAACAUGCGAUGAAGCUGUGAUCCGUCGUGUUGGAAACCCUUACGGGAGGCAUUUAUUAUUUUAUGAUUUGAGGCAGACCAUGCUAACAGAGAGCACUGGGAUAAAGAAUAAGCGUUCCGUCGAAUCUUAUGACACAUCAUCUCAAUGGAAGCACCUCCAUUAAAUGCCAAAAUAUGAUAGCCAUGCGGAGUGUCGCCCUGAGGCACUUGUUUUUCUUGCCUGCAACAGCGUGUGAAAUUUUUAGAAGUUGCAGAAAAAGCCUAAUCUAUAGCAACCAAUAUAUCUAUGGAGCUCUUAUGUAUUGUUGAUGAUCAUUGUAGCUUUGUAGAUGUCAAAAAUUCGUUCACCUUGCGGGCCUUACACCACAGACUUUCAGUAAGUGUAGACUUCCUGUAUCAUCAAGGCGACUUCAGAAUUUUGACUGAUGAUAACAGCGAUGAAAGCAAAGAAACAAAAAAAAAGAAGUGCUGGCAGAAGCCUACUCCGGAAUGUUAUCACUGCGUUGUUGUUCACUGCAUGCUACUGAGGAAAUCUAAUAGAUUCUCCGUACAACUUUAUCUUUAUGCAUGUUGUUUGUUGUUGAGCGAAAAUAUCUUAAAAAACUUACGCACAUUUUUUAAAAUGUUACAGCGUGUCCGUCGAAGCACUACUGUAACAAACCACUUCUUGUUUGUGUGUUUGAACUUGCCAUGUUAUUUAAUUAUGCUUUCUUAUCACAUUAUUUUUUCAGCACGUAUUCACACAAAGAGGCACGCGCAGGUAAUCUAGUUAACUUCGUGAAAUAAAAUAAAUGUGUAUAUGCGUUGCAUGAUGAUCAUUUGAAGCUUCGAAGCACAUUCAAAUAUUACAGAAACCAUAUGAGCUAGUGUUGAAGACUACACGAUAUGACAAAGGUGCUAGGCUUACGUAAUUGCAUGUGUUAAGUUUCAUACUGGCGAAGUACAUUGAAAGGGAGCAUGCUGAGUUGCAACCUGUUCAUGUCGUGCGGGGCAUCUUCAUAAGUGAUGUGCAUGUAAGUCCUAACAGCCGAAGGUUUAGUACAGCUCUGGAUGAUGAUAUAUACAUUAUCUGGCCAGGAAAAGCGGUUAAUAGGAUAUUAGUGGCGUUACUGCUUAUAGAAGACGCACUGAAUACUUAUCACUACAUCACGCAUAGUGUUUACUAAUUAAAACAAGACAACAGACAUCUCCACUAUGCUACAUAUUUCACGCAUUUUAAAAUAAACGCAUAAGCUGUAGACUUUUGUAGUAGUAUUAUAACAUGACAUGCAGUAAGCUUAGUAUAUAACAGGGUAUGAUGCUCGAAUGUUUGUUGGCAAUGUACAGAUUGACCACCGUUAAAUAUGCAAAGGGGUUAUAAGUUGGCAUUACAUAUUUGGGGCAUUAAUAUUUAUGUUCAAGCUCGCAUUUCUUUGUACUUACAUUUUAACAUAGAAACAAAGGUAAUCAUUGCAGACGUUGGUUUAUUAACUGAAAGGUAAUAUGCGUAACUUUUAAAAGUUUAUAAAAGCUUCAUUGGAGCUUAUUGGAGAAAAAGAAAUUAACGCUCAAUUUCAUAAGUACAAUAGUUGUAUCAUGCAGGAGGUGCAGAAAUAUAAUUUGACUACAGGACUUCUGUAUAUCGAAUACCCUUAACAUUAAUGGAACUUAUAUUGAUAAUCCUGGUGCUAACGUUCAAUUCCUCAUGAACUGGGAAAGAAUUCACUUGAAUUCGUGCAGUCUAAAUAAAAUGUAGCACACAUUGCUUUUUUUUUUCAUAAGCAGUGUUAUCCUUCAAACUUGAAAUUUCAGUUCACGUGAAGGUAGGCAAUCUUAGAUGGCUGUUAGACAACCACAGUGUUCGUAUAAAACAGAUAUAUUGUACGGAUGAAACUAGACGACAACCACGUAAAGAGUUUUGUUCGCAGUUAAAAUUUGAGCAGUUCUUUGCCGGCCACCUAAACUUUUCGUCGUGUGGGCGUUACUCAUACUUUUUAAUAUAAAAUUGGAGCAGUUCAACUUGCUCGAAAAUUUGCCUAGCUAUGAAGAGGGCACUAGCCGCAUCGUCAACUCAGUAGCUUGUCUCUAAGACGUACAGUCGCCGCAAUGCUUAACGCUGACACGCGUCAAGAAUCUUCGCUUCUGCUGCAGAGGGCAUCGGCAGGACAUAGGAAGAUUUCGAAGAUUUCCAGCUAGAGUGCCUUCAAUGUGCUUGAGUAGCGCGUCUUCUCUCUAACGCAUUUCAUGUUUGGUCUUUACGCCACCUGUUUCCUAAAUUAAGCCGCUAUAAAUCUGUUCUUGAUGUUGAGGUCAGCGUUUCUAGAAACGCUGGUUCAGAUGAAAUCUGAGUGCUCAUUUGCGUAGAGAUUACCCGCACUGCUAAGAAAACACGUUCAUGUAUGAGAUCGUGUUCUGCGCUAGCUUCACUUUCAUACUUACUGUCAGAAAUACCUUGCUGCGAUGAGCCUCGACUUUCUGUGGUCGGUAACUGUGUCAUAGAAGUGCUAUCUUAUGCUGCAGACUACGCUCUCUACUACAUUGUGUGGUUCGUUGAUUGAAAACUUGGACAACGUUGUACUUUCACGCUACCUGAUCGUGUAAUAAUACUACGGCUUAUGUGACACAUGAGCACUGAUAGCCAAAAAAAUCCAAGCGUUUUUCACCCAGCUUACAGAACAUUUUUGUUCUUUUGAAUGGUAUCGCCACACAAGUGUUCCGACAGAUGACUGUGCUGGAGGUACUACUGCUUCAUUUAUGAUGCCAGAAAAUGUUGUUAUUUCUGUGGAACAGUGCACAAAGAUUUGUUGUUCCUAAUGACAUGAAAAAGCUUACACUACGUUACGGCAUUGGUUAAGCGCACCCAACGUCCACAGUGAAAGCAGCUGUUUUCGAAGCACCUUGUAUUUAUCGCAUCGAUGUUCAAAAACACGUGCAACCUGAAUGCCAAAUAAACAACGUUUCGAAAACCU
Messenger RNA from Rhipicephalus sanguineus (brown dog tick), 5071 nucleotides. Its product is annotated as alpha-crystallin A chain. The record is from RefSeq and is a predicted model, not a curated record. The transcript is spliced from 3 exons. NCBI's taxonomy places the organism in Eukaryota, Metazoa, Arthropoda, Arachnida, Ixodida, Ixodidae. Gene Ontology annotation, molecular function: protein folding chaperone. The coding region runs from base 651 to 1367 and encodes 238 amino acids. Gene Ontology annotation, biological process: response to heat; protein refolding.